Molecule: messenger RNA, 876 nt
Organism: Erythranthe guttata (spotted monkey flower)
Lineage: Eukaryota; Viridiplantae; Streptophyta; Magnoliopsida; Lamiales; Phrymaceae
Product: CASP-like protein 1
Source: RefSeq, a predicted model, not a curated record
AUCCCAUUCUAUAUAUAUCACAUUCAAAUCCCCUAAUCUUCACAUCAUUCACUCCAAACUUACUAUUACAAUUUAGAACACACACAUAAACAAAUAUUCCAUGGCCACCACAUAUACUUCCGAAACCGAAAAGGUGGCGGCGGCACCACCACCGGAGACGAGAGCUCCGGCGAAGAAAGCACACACGUUUGCCUUGGCUGAGGUGGUGCUGAGAUUUCUCCUUUUUGCUUCAGGCCUUGUGGCUGUUUUGGUUAUGGUCACUAGCAAGCAAACGAAAUACCUUUCGGUGCCCGGUAUUCCAUAUAAGAUUCCUCGAUCCGCCGUUUUCGACCACUCACCCGCUUUCAUAUAUUUUGUAGCAGCACUCUCAGUUGCAGGCUUCUAUGGCUUAAUAACCACUCUCUUUUCCUUGUAUGCCCUCAUCAAGCCUGGUUGCUGCCCGAAAGUGUUAUCUCAUUUCGUAAUUUUCGAUGUGCUGCUUCUAGGUAUUGUAGCAUCGGCGACAGGAUCGGGAGGUGCGGUUGCUUACAUUGGUUUGAAGGGCAAUAAAUACGUCAACUGGGGAAAGAUUUGCCACAUGUACGGCGACUUCUGCAAGCACGUUGGAGCUUCGAUUGCAGUCUCGUUGUUUGGAUCCGUAAUUCUCGUUUUGCUGGUUUUGCUCUCGAUUCAUUCCCUGUCGAAAAGAAUUCCGAAAUAGAUACGCACUCGAAAAGCGAAAUUUAAAUGUGAAUCGUUUUGUAAUGUUUCGUGUUUUGUUGUGAUCGCAGAUUCUUACGUUGUGUGUUUGUAUGUUUUUGUGCAGUUAUUCAUUGUAGUAUAAUGUAUUUAUUCUGUAUAUUUGUUUAUGGUUAUUCGGGAUUGUUUUGAUGUAAG